AUGGAAGCCUCACCAAGUGCUGGGCAAAUUUUUUCUACUGGUUUAAUUCCAACAUAUACUGUAAAUGGAGUUAAAAAAAAUAAUGAAAUUAAACCAAAUUCUUUUGUAGUACAAAAAAUGAAUAAUAAGCCAUUAAAUUAUCCAGUUUCUUUAAAUAAAAAUACAAUAUUAGAAAAUUCACAAACUUAUCAAGAUGUUCAAUGCAAUCAAUUUACAAAUUUACAACAAUGUAAUAGUACAUAUAAUAAUAAUGAUACUAUUUCUUUUAAUAACAAAUUAAUAAAUGAGGCAAAUCAAGAUACUUUAGAAAGAAAAAUAAAUCAAGUUGAACUAUUUAAUCCUACCAAAAAUAAUAAUCAAGUUACCACUUCUAAUAACCUUAAAAUAUCUAAUCAAUCAAAAACCAAUGAUAACAACUCUCAAUACAAAUUAGAGUUUAUUGUAAAAAAUGAUAAAUAUCAAUUUGUUAAACUAGAACAUGUAAUGUUAAGUAGUUAUGAUGUUUCAAUUAAAAUAAUGGAAGUACCAACAGCAAAAUCUCCCAAAAACAAAGACAUUGAUAAUCGAGUAAAUAUAUCUAAAACUAUUGAGAUUGAACCAUCUUUGACAAUGAAUAUUGAAAAUGGGAAUAUUACUAUAGUACCUGAUGGAAAAUAUACUAUAAGUUCAGGAAUAACAUUAAAGAAGAUGUCACCAAUUAAUAACAAAGUAAUGAAUAAAGAUUUUUCGCAAAUAAUUUUACUUUCACCAAAUAAAAAUAACAUACAACUAACUAGUCAAAACAACUUUUUAACAAAAUCUUUGGUAAAUGUUCCUAAUGAGUCAAAUAUUUUCCCAUCAUCAAAAAAUUCAUUUAGAAAUCAAUGUUAUUUACAAAAAAAUAGUUGUAAGUUAGAUGAAUCAUCUUUAAAUUUAAAACAAUUAAAUAAAUCUCCCUCUAUUACCACAAAAAAAGGAAAAGGUAGAAUUUUAAAAUCAGAAAAGAUACCACGAAAAGAUGGAAAAAAAAAUUCUACAACACGAUCUGUUCAAUCUUUACAAGGAAAAACAACGACACCGAAAUCAAAACAUAUCUGUCCCCCAAAAAGCAACAAUUUUAUAAAAAAUGGUACCUCAAACAAUUCGAAUAACAUAUUAUUUCGACCAAUCCCAGAAAAAUUUCUUAAACCAUCUAGUAUAUAA
This is a messenger RNA of Strongyloides ratti, 1182 nucleotides long. RefSeq lists its product as hypothetical. Bases 1 to 1182 code for a protein of 393 amino acids. NCBI's taxonomy places the organism in Eukaryota, Metazoa, Nematoda, Chromadorea, Rhabditida, Strongyloididae. The record is from RefSeq and is a predicted model, not a curated record. The transcript has 6 exons.